CAUCAAAAAUUAUUGAAAUUUCAAAAAAAAAUUUCAGGAGUGGGUUUGUUGAUUAUAGUAAUUCUGGUAGCGUUUGAUAUGGUGAUGUGCUGGUAUUCGUUUCCGGAACUUGUUUUUCCACUGUAUAUUUUUCCAAUGCUAAUUGCCGGAUGUUCGACGCAUGCCACAAUUGCUCAUCUGCACAAGAAGCUUAAUGCAGAAAUGGUGCAUUUUGAUGGUGUUUUGCUACUUUUUGCAAUUUUACUAGCAUAUUCUACAUAUCUGGGUAUUGCGAGUGCUUUUUUCUUGCUUAUUCACGCAUUCUUCCCCUUACUUCGCGAUCCACUCAUCUAUUUGUUGGGAAAAAUGGGACUAAUUACAAGGGUAACACCUCGUUGCUUACUCUUCACGCAGUUAUUAUGCACGGUACCAGUAAUGGUAUUUGAUGCCUACGCAGCUAUGUUACUCUUUGAUUUCUUCGUUCCCGUUACCGGACGUAUGGGUGUAUCAAUUAAUCCGGAAUAUGUUAUGAUGCCGUUGAGUCUAUUUGUGGCCCUCUCGUUCGUUCUUUACACGAGUAAUCUGUUCUACGUGAGCCGUCGAAUGGAUUAUCCGAUGAAAUGUGGCUCCCUGCUUUAUUGUCUAUUUUUUCUCUCAUUAUUAACCACAAGACUUGGCUGGCCGUACAAGUACUCGGACGAGAGCCCUCGUUUAAGACGACUGAUUACUCUGGACACCGAACGUUCCAUUUAUCCAUUCAGAAGCAGUAGUCCAGUUCGUGAACAUGCAUUAUUCGUGCAAACCCUAGAUUAUCGUGGAAUCAACGAUUUACCAGAGCACACCUUUUUAACAGGAAAUAAUGAACCAAACUGUAGUGAUACGAAAGAUGAAUAUUGCCGUCUUCCAUAUUAUACAGCUAUUCAUCAAAUGUUCCCACCACGAGAAUCACGUUGGAUUCCGUUACCAAAUCAUCCACGAAUAACCAAACCGAUAAGCGUUGUAAACACCGAAAAACUUGUGCUAUCAAAAUCAGAAGUGCGAAUGAAUUUCACAAUAUUUGGUGGUGUCGAUAAAAUGUCACUGCAUUUGACACCGCUCAGUGGUUUCGUCGUGAGCAGUUGGUCGUUCACAAAUUUUGAGCCAAGCACAUUCGGCAAGCGAAAUACCUACUUUGUAUUUCUUACAGAAUCACGUUGGAUUCCGUUGCCAAAUCAUCCGCGAAUAACCAAACCGAUAAGCGCUGUAAACACCGAAAAGCUUGUACUAUCAAAAUCAGAAGUGCGAAUGAAUUUCACAAUAUUUGGUGGUGUCGAUAAAAUGUCACUGCAUUUGACACCGCUCAGUGGUUUCCUCGUGAGCAGUUGGUCAUUCACAAAUUUUGAGCCAAGCACAUUCGGCAAGCGAAAUACCUACUUUGUAUUUCUUACUUAUGGUGCUGAAGCUCCCGAGCAUCGAGCAUUCUGGAUUAUCCUAAGGAAGAUUAACAGCGAUGGUAUUAAUGAAGAGGAUCUCGAUGAAACACCUCUUUUAGAAAUAUCAGUGGCAACUCACUACGCUCAUGGUCCACAUCAGUAUUCCGAAACCCUUUCGCAGCUACGAUCUCUGAUCACAUCACGUCGAAAAACUCCACAUUUAGCGGUCGGUUGGUGGAAAUGGGCAAUUACAACAAUUGCUGGAGUUGCCGAAAUUGUUAUGAACAGCGAUGGUGUUAAUGAGGGGGAUCUCGACGAAACACCUCUUUUAGAAAUAUCAGUGGCAACUCACUAUGCUCAUGGUCCUCAUCAGUAUUCCGAAACCCUUUCACAACUACGAUCUCUGAUCACAUCACGUCGAAAAACUCCACAUUUAGCGGUCGGAAAGUAA
Messenger RNA from Gongylonema pulchrum, 1842 nucleotides. The record is from the annotation of a GenBank genome assembly. Lineage: Eukaryota; Metazoa; Nematoda; Chromadorea; Rhabditida; Gongylonematidae.